AUGGAGAAACUGUCGGCGUCUGCUGAUCGGACACCACUGAGGCCGCAGCGAAGGGGACCAACCGAGGGAUGGUCCAUCCCGGCCACAAGUGUGGUCCUUACGGUCUUCCUGGUUUCGCUGUACCACGGUUUACCGAAGAGCUAUGUCACUCUUACGGACGGUUACAAGCAACUGUCAACUUAUGGGAUAUUCCCGGUCCCUGGCGACCCUUUCCACUUCCUCCCGUGCACAAACGCGACGGUGUCGCCAUCGCUUGAUGACUCCAAUCCCGAGCAAAGCUGGGCGCAUCUUUUUGACCCUAACCCUGACCAAUGGAGCUGGGGCAACGCGACGAAGAAAGAAAAUGCCACGAAAGAUCCGUAUUCUGGCCGCGGCAUCUACCUGUGCGGCUAUCUGGACGUUCCACUUGACUACACCAACAAGUCCGACAGCCGUAUUGUUCGGCUUGCUGUCACCAAAUACCAAGUAUCCGGCCUUGCCCGUAUCAAUGUGGACCGGGGAGCCAGAGCGGCUCCACGGCAAGGGGCUAAGAGCGAGAGAACGAUCGUCAUUGAGCCGGGCGGCCCUGGCGGAAGUGGCACCAAUUACGCGUGGCGAGUUGCUCAGGACGUGUCGAGGCGAUUCAGCGAUGGGAAGUUUGAUGUCCUGGGAUGGGAUCCUCGCGGUGUCAAUGCCACCCGCCCAGCCAUCGCGUGCUUUCCCUACGACGCCGACCGCGAUCGCUGGUCUCUGCUUACAGGGCAAUACCGCGAGAUCGCCGGCUUGCCAGAAGCCCAACUUGAGCUUGCUGAUGCGAUGAACGAAGCUAGAUUCCGCGCGUGCUGGGAGCGGCACGGUGAUCUGCCUCGAUUCGUCAGCACUGCUUUUGUUGCUCGCGACAUGGAGGAGAUACGCAAGGCCCUUGGAGAGGACGAGUUGACAGGUUAUCUCGUCAGCUACGGCACAGGAAUUGGCCAGACAUAUGCCAAUAUGUUCCCUGGCAGCAUGCUGUACGAGCUCGAAGGCGGAAACUCAACGCUUGCGACAGAAAUGCUCGAGAAAGUAGAAUGGCAAUACGAUCCGACACUGCCAUCGCCGCCUUCCCCCAAGCCCUCAUCCGACGAGCUGGGCCAUCUGGUGGUUUGUGCGGAUUCCUACGAUGCUCCGGAACCGCCGGAAGGUCUGAUCUGGUGGCAAGACCUGUGGGCCAAUAUGACUUCCCAGACGUGGAUAUCAGGCAACUCGCGCUUCUUCAAUGUUCUUCCUUGCCGGCAUUUCACGACCUACUGGCCUAAGCCAGCUGAGGUUUAUCGCGGAGACCUGAACCACACCUUGAGGAACCCAGUGUUGCUGAUCGCGGAGACAUACGACCCCGCCACGCCUCUGCGGAAUGGGAGAAGAUUGGCUGCCGAGAUGGGUAGCAAUGCGAGAUUAAUCGUCCAUCAUGGCUAUGGCCAUUCCUCUAAUAGGGACUUGUCCUCAUGCACCAAUGCAAUCGGGAAGGCGUACAUCUUAGAUGGCAAAUUGCCUGACGAACCCGAGACGGCUUGUUUCGCAGACGAAAAACCGUACCUAUACGGUGUCAAGGGAGAGUCGGACGUUGCCGAUGAUAUUUUAUCCCACGAUGAUUACCUUAGGAUGUGGUCGGAUCACGUUCAGGACCUGGCUGGGUGGAACCCGAGGCUACUACGUAACUGA
Messenger RNA from Anthostomella pinea, 1677 nucleotides. The record is from the annotation of a GenBank genome assembly. Lineage: Eukaryota; Fungi; Ascomycota; Sordariomycetes; Xylariales; Xylariaceae.